UGUGAUACUUUAGAAACAUGCUAAGAACUAUAUGCAGGAAAAUAUAUCAAGUUUUGAGUUAAUUACUUUAUUGGAGCUUUAAACAAGUUGAUAAGAGAAAGUGUUGUCAUUCGCAUUCAAGUAGUCUGACUCGACGCUGCCAAAACAGGAGCAUCCACUUAGUAAAAGAAACAUUAAACAAGCAAUUACGAACGCUGAAACUCAUCUGAAGCAUUUGAGUUCAAUUGAAAACACAAAAUUUCAGUCUAUGAAAAUAAUCGUUAGGGACUAGACGCAGGACUUCAACAAUGGAGGGUCUGAAUCUUUCACCAUCAGGCGGUACAAUAAAACAGCAUCAAAGCACGAAACGAUCGUCGUUUGCAAUGGACAGUAUUCUCGGAAACUACACCAAAGAUGAGGACAAGUUUCAAGAUACUAAACCGAGAUUCCAACACGAUGACCAAGGACAAGAGCAUAAAAGUCCGUAUAGCCAGCAGCUUAGUCCAAGAAAUGAGUCCGUGAUGCAGAGAGAGGCUGAGAUGAUGGAGAACAUUUCAGGAUCCCCAGGUGAUGGAGCCUCGGAGGCAGACUCGGCUGAUCCUGAAGACAGGCCUGGUAGGAAGAUUCGCCGAAGUAGAACUACUUUCACAACGUACCAGCUUCAUCAGCUUGAACGAGCCUUUGAGAAGACUCAGUACCCCGAUGUCUUUACCCGGGAAGAACUUGCGAUGAGACUAGACCUCUCCGAAGCUCGAGUGCAGGUUUGGUUCCAAAACCGAAGAGCAAAAUGGAGGAAAAGGGAGAAGGCCAUGGGACGAGAAAGUCCUAGUUUUAUUCCCGGUGACCAGCUUCCACUGGGAGAAAUGCCCGGCCUCACUCAUCCAUUCGCUGGGAUGGGAAACGCCCAUCACGACCCGCUAUGGAUGGCUAGAAUUCAGCAUCUGAUUGGCUUAAAUCCAAUGAUGGCCUUGCAACAAGGUCUUAGCGCAGGCGCACAUCCAUCACUCUGUAUGCCAACUUCAGCACAGUUCGCUCAAGGGAAAAUGCAAUUCCCAAUGCCCGCAGCCCUCAAAAUGCCGAAUUAUGGACUUUUUCACCCAGCGUCCUUCCCCCAGGGAAUGGUUACGUCACAAGGGAGAAUAUCGCCGUUAAAUCUUACACCGACGAGACUUGGUGAAUCUGACACUUUUGAUGCACGUAAAACAAGCAUUGAUAUACUGAGGUUAAAAGCUAAAGAACACUCUACUAGCUUACAUGAUAACAUCAUGGGAACAAAUCAAACUGAAAUAACAAAAUCAUAAUUAAUUUGAUUUAAAACUAUUGAUCCAGUUGCAAUAUGAUGAACUGCAGUAUUAUUCUAACUAAUAUAAUGUCCAAGUUUGGUGGGGGUAAUCACAAUGUCAAUAGCAUUUAUGCCCGCAUUUAUGAUGUUUAUAAAUAUACUCAUUGAUUAUAUUAAGUAAAUACUUAGCAAAUAUAAAUCUUUACAUUUGUUUAAAGUUUCACUUAAACAUUCACUUCUAGUUAAAACGUUGCUUAGAUUGCAACUAGUGGCAGUCUACUUGAGAAUGGCUUUACGCUAUCACAGCCAACAUUCGCAGAAUGAUUGGCAUUUAUAAUUGAAUAAGCCGGAUGACGGAACUCCACACCACUACAUGUUGGCUCCGAUAAAACUGGCAUUUUGGGCGACGAAUGAGGGAUUGAAUUGUGUCAGAGCUAGCGAUUAUGACGAUAGAGAAGAUACGGUCAUACAGUGACACUUAGAUCUGUGUGAAACGGUUAGAAUAUAUAUUCGACACACUUUUAUCAACAACACUUACAUAACUUUAAUUCCUUUAUCUGAUAGCCAUGUUUGUGACAUCAGCCUUGAAUAUUGAAAGUUUGAUAACGUGUGUUCGCUUUCCCUUAAAUCAAAGAAACACGAAAUCUCCCCCAAGAUCGAUGUUGGCGCUCAUUUUGCGCAAUGUUAUCAAUUAUAAAUCAUUUGCAUCGAUGUUCAUAGAAUUCAUGUUUAUUCCCUACACUAAAUGAGUUUUCCUGCAUCUGGGACGUUCAUGAAAAUUUAAAUGAACAGAUAUACUUAUUGCCAAAAAUGUACGUUGGAUUCUCAACAAUAAUUUUAAAAGGGUAAAAUUUGCCUUUUUGUGUUUUUCAUAUGUUGCUCAUAGUGCAUCCUUUUAUAAUUAGCCAAUUAAAAUGUCAUAUUGACGACAUGUAUAUUUGUUUUUAGUGGGAAACGUAUUCUUGUGUUUACUUAUGGAGUAUAUUUCCUGACUUAAAGCAAAACAAAGAGCAACAUUUGGGAAACAUGCAUGGAAUAUAAUGAUUAGCAAAACAAAUUACAAUUCAAAAAUGUAAAAAAGUAUUUCAUUUAAUAUUAUAUCUCGGUGUAAAAAGAUAGCCAAGAGGGAUAUAACUUAUAAUACAAAAUCAUAAGAAGUUAUGGACUGAAGGAUAAAACUAUAUGUCAAAUACAAGAACUAGUAUUCUGAAUUCAGUGGCUUGUUCUCCUGAGAGUUUUAGUAUUCUUAGACUACAGAUUGGCGUUUUUGUAGGCGUUGUUUGGUAUAUUUUGUGAUUGUAACAACACUUCUGAAUGUAUGUUACAUUCUAAAGAAAAUUUUAAUGUUUUGUGGUUUAGUUUUAUGAUUAUUGAUAUAUAUAUAUUAUCGGGGGUUGUUUAUCUGGUUUCCCAUGUAUAUUUGCACCUCGCAUUUUUUAUUAUUUAUUGUACAUUGUAAACGGAGCAUAAAUGAAAUAAUUAAUAUUAAUUUUCUAAGGACUUGUUAGUUUUCAAGUACUGCAUGACCUGUCUUGAAAAUACUUAUCUGUAAUGUGGGUUACUGUAAUGUUUGGAUUGACUGUGAUGCACUAUGGUUAUAUAUAUAAUAUAUAUA
This is a messenger RNA of Owenia fusiformis, 2876 nucleotides long. Lineage: Eukaryota; Metazoa; Annelida; Polychaeta; Sabellida; Oweniidae. The record is from the annotation of a GenBank genome assembly.